UAAUGGCGAACACUAACCCAAUAUCUCGUGACUUACAGGUCUGCUCGAGUCAGAAAAACUGUUCGAAACCUCAAUCUUUUAUUACAGAUAUUGUUGGUUCGGAUCAUUAAGCAAGUUUUUUUUGUUUUUUUUUUCCUGCGCAAGUAAAGAGCAUUCCACAUGUAAUGUCUGCAACUCUGCAAAAAUUGAUUACCCUUUGUGAUGACAAGGGAACUAUUGGUUCCACUGCAGCUCUGUGAUCCUUGCACGGAGAAACAAGUGAAGAACGAAAUCUGACAUCUGCUAGGUGUUGUGUUUACAUCUGAUAUACUUUUUUUUUUAAUUGUGCCUUGAAAAAUGACAUCUGAUAGCCGAAGGCUGAACUUUUUAUUUAAAGUUACGGGAAAACACCCUUCAUGAGCUCCCUCUUCGUAUUGUAAAACAAGACCCAAUGGAAUCUUCUGCGUUAAACGUGGCCCAUCAGCAGCACCGUAAAGCUGACACACAUCUCCGAUACAAACGGUUUGAUGAAGCUGUGCAGUGCCACCAAAAUGCUGCAUCAAUGUUGAAAGAAGCAAUGAAGCUUACUAGUGUAACGAGAGCUCUAGAAUCACUACAUUUACAGCAUGAUUAUCAUGUGAGACAGCAAGAAAUAAUAAGGUUGAAGAAGGAUCAGUUUGAAACAUUUAAGAGAGCUCUUGAAAAUAAGAAGAAGAUGUCCUUUAAGUUUGUGAAAGAUGAAAAUCUUUCUUCUCUGCAACAAGAGGAGGGAAAGAAUAAUCUUCAAUUAGCCAUUUACAAAACAAUGGAAGAAGCAGACUCACUCUUGCAGUUGCUUGUACGUCAUGGUGAUGGAGGAAGUGAUGCUGAUGACUCACAAGAAACAUGUGCACAGCCAUUAGCUGCUGUCAUAGAGGGCAGCAAACGACCUAAGGAUGAACAAACAGUGAUUGAGGAGCUUCGAACACUUAACAAUCAAUUGAGGGCCCUUGUAAUGCAGCUCGUCACUCAACUAGAUGCCAGUGUGCGUGAAACAGAGCGCCUGCAAUCUGUGGUGCAGAGAUUGGAAGCUGAAGCAGCUGCUCGUGAAAAUGCUCCGCCUGGAACAGGUAUAAUCAGUGAAAAUAAUGGUACCUCAGACUGCCAUCACACAGUGACUGCAGGAUCUGCAGGUGGAAGUUCUCCUUUUGUGUUCUCUCCCUGUGGAGACCUGGAGGGUGAUGCGAAUUCCUCACCCCGUGAGCUGCCUGUUCUUGCACCUUUAGAAAUGCCAGAAUUUGACUUCUCUGUCUUCAGUAAGAGAGCUUCUUCAGAUAGUACACUUUGACAACUUCAGUAUAUUGCUUUCAUGAGCAUUAUAUAAUAGCUACAAGGUUGUGAAAAGUUUCUUAAGAUAUUAUGAAAUAAGUAUGUAUGCGAUAAAGAGACAGAUGUAUAAAUUCUAGAAAAGUUGUAUGUAAAGGUGCCAAUAUUGUAAAUAACAAAGUUGUGUGUAUUUGCUACUACUUAUAUCACCAUCAUGUAUUUGAUACAUGAAGACAUUGUGUGACGAACUUUGACAUUGUCACCUAAUGUUAUAUCUCAGGAAUUACACUGUUAUUGCUGCAGUUUUGUGUGAGCUGCUUGUUGAUAGUAGCACACCUUAAUUAUGUUUGAUUUUUCAAGUGUAAUUUGUAACACUUGUGAACUUGACUUGACCGGGAGGAAAUUCAGUGCUUUAUGUUUAGUGUUUUUCCACAAACCUGGUUCAUUGAAUACAAUUUUGUAAUAUUUCUAUAUAAUUUCAAAAUCCCAGAUUAAAUAUUUUUUGUUAUUGAAUACUCUAAAAAAUAUUUUUCUCAUUUAUAUAUUGCGUUAAGGUAAAAAAAAUUCCAAAUUCUUUGAUGAUUUUUUUCUGUUUUUAUACGGGUAAGAUUCUGGGCAGUUGAUACCAAUUAAAUAUUAUACAUUGGACAUUUCCUUAACAAAGUAGUUGUAUUCUACAUGAGCAUGCAAGUGUGUGUGUGUGGUGUGUGGAGAGAGAGAGAGAGAGAGAAUAUCUGUUGUGUGAGGUAAUACAUAGAAAAGAAAUGAGUUUUAAUGAAUGACAAAUUCAGCAGCACAUCACUGAUUGCUAUGUUAUUUGUGUCACUGUUGAUAACAAUAUACAUCAGCAGUACAUAUGCCAUGCAUCAUGCAACAAGGCAAACUGAAGUAUGCCCCAGUAUUCAGAUAAGUGAAGCAAUAUCAUGCAGUACAUGUUUGACAAUACUUCUUAGACACUAGUCUGCUACUAUUUAAUCACACUGUGAUAUAUGUGAAUCCACUUCUUACCUAAAUAAACUUCUAGCAACUUA
Schistocerca gregaria is the source of this 2315-nucleotide messenger RNA. RefSeq names its product nuclear receptor-binding factor 2-like. Gene Ontology annotation, biological process: autophagy. The record is from RefSeq and is a predicted model, not a curated record. The transcript has 5 exons. The coding region runs from base 431 to 1306 and encodes 291 amino acids. Lineage: Eukaryota; Metazoa; Arthropoda; Insecta; Orthoptera; Acrididae.